Ilex paraguariensis (yerba mate) is the source of this 273-nucleotide messenger RNA. The record is from the annotation of a GenBank genome assembly. Lineage: Eukaryota; Viridiplantae; Streptophyta; Magnoliopsida; Aquifoliales; Aquifoliaceae.
AUGCGCCAAGAAGAUGCUGAAGAAUUGCAAAAGAAGAUCAUGAGUGCAAAGUUUGACUUCAAUGACUUCCUUUCGCAAACUCGUACAGUUGCACGGAUGGGUUCAAUGUCCCGUGUCAUUGGGGAACGAUUCCUAGCAUGGGGAAGGUAUGAAAAUCUGGUGGGUGGAAAGGAGCAACCAGCCGUGGCAGCCAUCCCAGAAUGUGACCUUGGUAACACCUUGGAGGGGCCUAGACGAUUGGAUGGUCGCUGGCACUCUCUCAAACAGGUUUAG